AAUUCCCCCAUUAAGUGCCAAAGGAUUAAAUUAGAAUAGCAAGGAUUUCCCACAAACAUGCUGAUCCGGCGCCAUUGUGGGUUGCCAACAUCGAUUUCCGCUCCCAGGACGAUGAUGGAUGGACCGAUCCGUCUUGCAACCGAUCCGAUCCAAGCAACAUGGAUGUAUACCAAAUAGAGCUGGAGGCACAGGCACAAAUCCGCUCCAAUCUUCUGGUCGAAAGCUGUGUGAAGCCCUCGGUGGUGGAGGAGCAGCAGCUGCAAGUCAAGGAGCAGGACCACCUCAUCAAGGACUUUGACGAGGGAAACCCGAGCGACGGUGAGGACGACGAGGAGGAGAACGACACCGAGGACGAGGAGGAGGAAGAGGAGGACGACGUGGGAGCUGUAGAAGAAGAAGACAUAGAAGAGGACGAAGAACCGGAGGAGGAAGGAGCAUUGCUGGCAGGAGUCAAUUUCAAUGCAAAUUCUGACUUUAAUUUGCAUUUCUUUGACACACCGGAGGACUCGUCCACACAAGGUGCCUACAGCGAGGCCAAUAGCUUGGAUUCCGACCAGGAAGAGGAAGACCUGCCUCAGCACAAGUUGCAACAGGCACAGCAACAACAUCACCACCAGCAGCAGCAGCAGCAGCAUCAGCAACAGCGGGAGUUGCAGGAUUGUUUGAGUGCCAUUGAAGCGGAUCCCCUGCAGUUGCUGCACUGCGACGAUUUUUACACAGCCCCAGUGGAAAACGUAGCAGCUCCCCUUGCCCCACACCAGCAGCAACAACAGCAACACACCCACCAGCAGCAUCAGCAGGCCCAGCAGCAACCGCAACAACAGCAGCAACAUCAACGCCAGCAGCAACAACAUCACCCACAGGCCCAGCAACAUCAGCAACUGAACUGCACGCUGAGCAAUGGUGGAGGUGCUUUGUACACCAUCAGCAGUGUGCAUCAGUUUGGUCCGGCCAGCAACAACAACAGCUCCUCACCCACCUCCUCCUCCGCCUCCAGCGGCGCCCACGCCUCGCCGGAUAGUGGUUGCUCCUCGGGUGCCUCGUCCGUCUCAUCAUCGGAGCAUUUUGGCCGCUCAACAGCAGUUGUCAAUGUCAGCGGCCAGGCUCAUUCAUCCUCGUCAGCGGUUACCAGCAGCAGCAGCAGCGGCAACAACAACAAUAGCAACAGCACCAUCAGCAAUUGCAACUCCAACCCCUCAGCAACAUCUUCAUCUGUUGCGCAUCUGAACAAAGAGCAACAGCAGCAACAGCCACAGCAGCAGACCACGCAGCAGCAGCAACUCCAGCAGCAACACCAACAACAGCAGCAACAGCAGUCGCAGCAACAUCAGCAAUUGCAACACCCGCAGCAGCAAUCGUUUGGAGUCUCCUCCAAAUCUUUUGUGCCCUGCAAAGUUUGUGGCGACAAGGCAUCGGGCUACCAUUAUGGUGUAACCUCCUGCGAGGGUUGUAAGGGUUUCUUUCGUCGCAGCAUCCAGAAGCAGAUCGAGUACCGGUGCCUGAGGGACGGCAAGUGUCUCGUCAUUCGACUGAACCGCAAUCGCUGCCAGUACUGCCGCUUCAAGAAAUGCCUUUCCGCUGGCAUGAGCCGCGACUCUGUACGUUAUGGUCGUGUUCCGAAGCGUUCCCGUGAGCUGAACGGAGCAGCCUCCUCCUCGUCGUCCUCCUCAGCGGUGGGCGUGCCUCUAAAUGUUGAUGAUACAUCGGCGCACAGCCUUCAUCAAUCCCAGCUACAACAGCAACAUCACUUGCAACAACAACAGCAGCAGCAACAACAACAGCAGCAGCAGCAAUCGCAUGCUAGCAGCAUAAGGGUUAAGACACCAAGUACACCACAAACGCCACAAAUGUGUUCGAUCGCCUCCUCGCCAUCGGAGCUGGGCGGUUGCAACAGUGCCAACAACAACAGCGUCAACAACAACACCACCGGCAGCUCGAAUGCCAGCGCCGGCAGUGUAGGCGGCGUAAGCGUGGGCGUGGUCGUUGUCGGAGGACACCAGCAGCUGGUGGGGAGCAGCAUGGUGGGCUCCGAUCAGGUGGGCAUGUGCCACGACGGCCUGGCCGGCACCGCCAACGAACUGACCGUCUACGAUGUCAUCAUGUGCGUCUCGCAGGCGCAUCGCCUUAACUGCUCCUACACCGAGGAGCUGACCCGGGAACUGAUGCGUCGCCCAGUGACAGUGCCACAGAAUGGGAUCGCCACCACUGUGGCCGAAAGUCUGGAGUUCCAAAAGAUCUGGCUGUGGCAGCAAUUCUCGGCCAGAGUAACGCCCGGCGUUCAGCGGAUUGUGGAGUUUGCGAAACGCGUACCUGGCUUCUGUGAUUUCACCCAAGACGACCAGCUUAUUCUCAUCAAGCUGGGCUUCUUCGAGGUCUGGCUGACCCAUGUGGCACGCCUCAUAAACGAGGCAACUCUCACACUAGACGACGGAGCCUAUCUGACGCGCCAGCAACUGGAGAUACUAUACGAUUCUGAUUUUGUCAACGCCUUGCUGAACUUUGCCAACACACUGAACGCCUACGGGCUAAGUGACACAGAGAUUGGACUCUUCUCGGCCAUGGUGCUCCUGGCCUCUGACCGGGCCGGACUGAGCGAGCCCAAGGUGAUCGGCCGGGCCAGGGAGCUGGUGGCCGAGGCGCUACGCGUCCAAAUCCUGCGCUCCCGGGCGGGAUCACCACAGGCCCUGCAACUGAUGCCGGCGCUGGAGGCCAAGAUACCCGAGCUUCGGUCCCUGGGGGCCAAGCACUUUUCACACCUAGACUGGCUGCGGAUGAACUGGACCAAGCUGCGCCUGCCGCCCCUCUUCGCCGAGAUCUUCGACAUCCCGAAGGCCGACGACGAGCUGUAAGCCCGGCAUGAGGAUCGAAAUCAGAAUUGGAUCUGCCGGAGGAUGGAGGAACUGGAGAACUCCGGAGAUUCCAAGGGCCGUGCAAAGCAACCGCAACAAAAAUAUUCUACCACUUGUAGGCUUAAGCAACGUAGCAUUAGCGGAGACAGAGGAGAGAGAGGAGAUAGAAGGUCAGGAGAUCAGAUACACGUCUACUCAGCAUUAAAUGGAAUAGUUCACUAAGCCCAAUUUGCAUAUUUGCAUAACUAGCAGUGUUAGAGCGUUCCGAACUCCCCGCUGAACAUAUCCAUGCGCAACAUAAAUUAUUUAUUUCAUUGUUGACUCAUCAAGAUCCACCAAGCCACCCAUACCAUAUUAUA
Molecule: messenger RNA, 3208 nt
Organism: Drosophila bipectinata
Lineage: Eukaryota; Metazoa; Arthropoda; Insecta; Diptera; Drosophilidae
Gene: Eip78C
Product: Ecdysone-induced protein 78C
Biological process (GO): regulation of DNA-templated transcription
Molecular function (GO): nuclear receptor activity; zinc ion binding; sequence-specific DNA binding
Source: RefSeq, a predicted model, not a curated record